Molecule: messenger RNA, 850 nt
Organism: Fopius arisanus
Lineage: Eukaryota; Metazoa; Arthropoda; Insecta; Hymenoptera; Braconidae
Product: elongation of very long chain fatty acids protein 7
Biological process (GO): sphingolipid biosynthetic process; fatty acid elongation, monounsaturated fatty acid; fatty acid elongation, polyunsaturated fatty acid
Cellular component (GO): endoplasmic reticulum membrane
Molecular function (GO): fatty acid elongase activity
Source: RefSeq, a predicted model, not a curated record
UCAGUCCAAAUCGGUGCUCAGCUGUGGAUGGGUGGGUUGGUGGAACUUCCGUUUUUUUCCCCUCGAUUUUCAAACAUAUUUAUUUCUCUUCAAGUGAUCCAUCAGUAAAUAGCAUAGUAUACAACACAUAACCCAUGUGAAACUAUAACUGCAGUAAACGAAAUAUUAAAAUUAGAUUUGUUUUAAAAUUGGUUCAGUAAUUAUAUGACAUUACCUAGAUAUACAGGAGUGAGUUUUAAAAUAGUGGUUAAUUCAGUGAGAAGAGCAUGGCGACCAUUAUUAAAUCGCUUUUACGAUUGUAUCAUUACAUCAAUGACGAAGUUUCAGAUCCCAGAACGAAAGACUGGUUCCUGAUAGCGACACCAUGGCCUGGUCUCGCUAUUCUUGGAUUUUACCUAUACUUUGUGUUCACUCUUGGUCCAAGACUUAUGGCCAACAGAAAACCAUUCAACUUAGACAGAAUUUUACAAGUGUACAAUGUUGUGCAGAUUCUUGCCAGUGCCUACCUCGUGUAUCGGGCAUUGACGUUAGCGUGGCUAAAAAGUUAUAGUUUUGUGUGUGAACCCGUUGAUUACACAGAUAAUCCAGACGCAAUAGCGAUAGCAGCAUCAGUAUGGUUAUAUUUCAUGGUAAAAAUAGUAGAUCUACUCGACACAGUGUUUUUUGUUCUUAGGAAGAAACAAAAUCAAGUAUCAUUUCUUCAUGUUUAUCAUCACACGGGAAUGGUAAUGGGUGCCUGGGGUGGUGUCAAGUAUCUACCAGGCGGCCACGUUACAUUUUUAGGUUUGAUAAAUUCUUUUGUCCACGUCAUUAUGUACAGUCAUUAUUUGGCAACAUCGUUGAAGCUUGG